Macrobrachium nipponense is the source of this 2829-nucleotide messenger RNA. RefSeq lists its product as uncharacterized. Bases 910 to 2643 code for a protein of 577 amino acids. Lineage: Eukaryota; Metazoa; Arthropoda; Malacostraca; Decapoda; Palaemonidae. Gene Ontology annotation, biological process: autophagosome-lysosome fusion. The transcript is spliced from 13 exons. The record is from RefSeq and is a predicted model, not a curated record.
CCCCCGGCGACACUGUGCCAGUGUUGGCUACGACGUGGUGCAGUGAGGGAGUCAGUCCGCCUCCGCUUUUCCUUAGCUCCCACUCGUUUCUAUCUGUUCGAACUUCACACACUUCAUUUCUCUUAAUGUCGGGCGAGUGUCAUAAGGCGCAAUCGGCGUCGUCGUGGUCCGCUGGAAUGCCUCUGUCGCCAUCUCGCGAGUGAAUCAGGAACCACAGCGGAUUUUCGGAAGGGGACUCCGCGUCUUUGUUGUGUGAGAUGACAUAAUAAGCAAUUCAUUUUCCUACCUCUUAAUCCCACCACCUCCUCUGCUGGGCGUUCUUCUCUGACGGCGGAUAUCCGGAUUCUGUCGUUUUAACCCCCGCCCCCCCUACCAACACAAACACACAGACAUACACAAACAUCCACUACUCCUGCUCCUCCUCCUCCAGCGCCCUCUGAUCAAGGACACCAACGGGGAAAAGCCGAAGGAAAACCCCCACCAGGAGCUGCUGUACCCAAGGACAUCUGUGACCGCAUUUAACCUCGUUUCCCCACCCACCCCCCUCUCAUGUUUAUUGCUAAAUUCAACGUCAGCCCUGUAGUACCGAUGGCAGCAGCGGUGGUUUCCAUUCGGUGUUGAAAUUGUCAAUCAAGAUCGUUCGAGUGCUCCCAACUCCGAUGACAUACAAGGAAGAAGAAGAACUGUGUUGCUAAUUUCCAACACACCCCCCUCCCUUUCACCCCUUCCCUGUAUUUCUUCCUAUCUCUCUCUCUCUCUCUCUCUCUCUUUUUGCUCUCCUCUCUCUCAUACACACACACUAUCUCUUUCUCUCUCUUACUCACUUCUCCCUCUCUCUCUGUUUCUCUCCGACAUCCAAGUCAUUUUCGCUUACCGCCGUGUGCUUCUUGCGCGCAGCUUUAAGGGACUAUGAAGGCUACGCAGUGUUAUUCUAAGCUUCCCUGGCUUAUCCCAGCGCUAGUCCUCUCUCUCCUCGUGACACAGAUUAAGGGUCGGUGUGAUCUGCCGUCCAACUGGAGAGGCGGUUGGUUCCAGAGCGGAGUGAGAGAUAUCAUAUCUAUCACGAAAUCUGAGUUCUCUUCCAAAGGCAUCUGUUUGGAAUCGUCUGGGGAGAAAUACGUCUUCGCAAAUAGAAGAGAUGACUGCUACCGCUGCGUGGUCAUCAGCGAGAAGCACUACAACAUCCUUCAGUACAAAGAGACUCUGUGUGAACCGAAUGGAGACCUGGGCAAACUGUGUUCGCAGAUCACCGGAGACGCCCUCCUCUUCUCCAUGUUCCGGCGGGACGCCCUGCCAGUGCCCUGUCCGCUGAAGGGUCCCUUGACCUUCAGUUACACCAGGGGGCACGGCAUGUGCGAAGUGCCCGCCUCCACCAUCGACUCGUGCACGAGUGACAGCAGGCUCCUCUUCAAGUACCAGGCCUGUCCGGACGUCCAGGGAACUGAGAGCAGUGUGGAGGAAGUCGAAUGCAUCGGCCACUGGAACGAAGGAUCGACCCGAUACUUCGUAGGGCGCCUGGAGGGGGGUCGCGCCGUCACCGACGAGGACAGGUACCGCUGCUACGCCUGGGAGCGAGAGAGGGAAUCCGAGAGUCACCUGGACUACCGGAUGGCUCAGUCCGGAGACGCCACCUGCAACGGGGUCUUCUCCGCCUACGACGGCUCCAAAACCCUCAAGUUAAGGAAAGCUGGCAAUUACAGCGGAUGCGUAUUUCCCUCCUGGGUCACAAGUCACCGUCGCUGGCACGCCCUCGACAAGGGCGCCUCCUACUCCGUGUCUCGGCACAACACCACCUUGAGGCUGCACCACGCCCACAACCAGAGAGUCCAGUCGCCCGCGAUGGAGCAGAUGCAAAGCUAUAAUGAAGAGGGGGAGCAGGUGACCAGACCUUCCUACCUGGGUACCGAGGAGCGACUUGUCUGUUCUGAAACGAAGGAGGUUUCUCCGUCAAGGGUCGUUCUAGUCGUCCACAGCACCACUGGCUGUUCGAGUGGGUAUGUCUGUACUGUCUUCUACAAGAGAGACGGCCACAUUAUCGAAAUGCAGCAAGGUAAUCGGGCCAUCCGGGCACAAGAUGCAUGUCGACCUUUGUAUUUCAAUGACACGAAGGCUCCACACAUCACUCUUACCAGUGGAGCACCCAGCAGGCGACAGUGUCCCUUCGUGGGCGUGUGGGUGGCAGGAGAAGGAGACUGCAGGAGGGACGUGACUCACCUGAGAGCAGGGUGCGUCUCCCUCUACAACCUACACUUUGUCCACGCCUGUCCGGCAGAAACUACCAAGCAUGCUUUCGUGUGUCACGGCCACUGGGCCGAGGCCGGUUCUAUAUUCGUCGUGGCUUCGCCGGACGACCGGCCCUCGCAUCGCCUUUGCCUUAUCGCCACGUCUAUCACAAACAAGGACAAACAGAUGAAUCACCCGAGUAACAACACACAGAUGUUACAAGUGACAGCGCACGCGCACUCGUGUCAGCGUCACCACGUGCCGCCCACGACCACACUCAGCCUCAAUCUCACGGCCCAAGGCGAGUGCUCCGUAGCAGGCAUCAGCAACGGCAAGGAACGACUGAGCCCUCCAGUUUUGAUGACAUUACUAUUUUUAGUCUCUAGUGUUAACGCGUAUGAAUGGGAGAUCUGCAGAUGAAGAAUGCGACCCUGGAAGACCCUCUGAGGCUGCUGGAAGUCUGGACUCCAGCGCCCACUCCUACAUUAAGCUUUAAGUUUCAUCCAAAUUAGCCGUUUCGUGAAGUCCACAACUAUAAACAUUUGCAUUUGAUAUGGAUCUGUUUAUAUGUAUAACCCUUAAGAAUAUAUAUAUAUAUAUAUAUAU